This is a messenger RNA of Heterostelium album PN500, 168 nucleotides long. RefSeq lists its product as uncharacterized. The record is from RefSeq and is a predicted model, not a curated record. The transcript has 2 exons. NCBI's taxonomy places the organism in Eukaryota, Evosea, Eumycetozoa, Acytosteliales, Acytosteliaceae. Bases 1 to 168 code for a protein of 55 amino acids.
AUGUUAAUAAAUACGAUUAUGAAUCUCUCAAUUCAUAGUGCUCAAUCUGUUGCUGCUACCAGCAGCAAUAAUACAAAUUUCAAUUCAUCAACCAACGCUAGAAUGAACCAAGCAACAAACGAUUUAGCUAGACUUCCAUGGUCAACUCCUUUCUGGACCUGUUGGUAA